AAAGUCUUCAGCUAUACAGCAAUGUCUAUGUAUUAUAUGCUUUUGGUCUGCCAUCUUUCAUAUUACAAAUGUGAGAGAAGUUUGCAAAUGAUACAUGUAAAUUGAUUUUCCUAGAUAGAGCGAAUGAUUCUUGAAUUCUAUUGUAUUCUGUACAUACAUUAUUUAUAAAUAAAAUGUCAGAUAGGAUAAAAACAAUCCAACAAUUCCCUUUUGUCUUUUUAGCAUCUACAAUGACCUCUUCAGACAGUGAGUUGAAGCAGAUAUCUACAGAGUUGGAAUAUAUUUCACUCAAGAGACAAGAACUUGUGGAAAGGAAAAAAAUCCAGUGCAUAUUUCAGGAGUUGAGGAAUCGUGCUGAAUAUAGACAAUCAGCAGAAGAGGUCGUCUCAAAACAGCAUGAUAUUGACAGCAUUGAUGACAAACUGAAACAACUAACAGAAAGAAAGGCAGAGCUCCAACAAAGCCUUGAGAGUGUCCUCAAUGCCAAAGAGAAAAAUAGCGAGAGAGAGGUCAGUUCCACCUCCAGUCAGAUGACUGGUGUUCCUGGCUUCAACAUUUUCUAUGUUGAGGCUCCACCUGCUAUCCCUGCCCCUUCGGUGAUUCUGGAUUUGGAAAAGCUUCCACCUCGUCCAUGUAAAACACAGUGUCCAGAGUGUCGGCAGUUCAUCACAACAGAGACUUUUAACUCUGUCAGCAGCGUCACCUGGCUGGUGUGUUUUAUGACAGCUUUGAUUGGCUGCGUAGCUGGUUGUUGCCUCAUUCCCUUUUGUAUCAAUAAGUUCAAAUCUACCACACACCGAUGUCCUAAGUGCCGGACGUGUAUCAGAACUAUUAAAAAGCUCUGAGAGAAAAGAAGCUGGUGAGAACUUGAAGCUCAAACAGAAAGACUUUGACCUAAUGGUAAAGUAUAUCAGCAGCAUGACUCCCCUGCAGAGUUUAUCUGUUUAUCUGUGUUCACUAUCAUCCUACACCAACUUUGGUUCUAAUGGAGCACAUGUCCGAUGGAAAGGAUAUGGUGUUGACUAAUAUAUUCUGCCUGUAUGUAGAUGUUUAUUAGUUAACAAUUAUUUCUCUAUAUAUUUAAAUUGAUAUUUCCCUGAAAUAGAAAAUCUGAUCUACUGUAUUUUACAAUUCAAAUGUAUAGUUGUUCUUCAAAUCUCUUCAUU
Molecule: messenger RNA, 1166 nt
Organism: Etheostoma cragini (Arkansas darter)
Lineage: Eukaryota; Metazoa; Chordata; Actinopteri; Perciformes; Percidae
Exons: 5
Coding region: 174-845 (223 amino acids)
Molecular function (GO): zinc ion binding
Source: RefSeq, a predicted model, not a curated record